This is a messenger RNA of Daphnia magna, 3533 nucleotides long. RefSeq names its product synaptotagmin-17. The transcript has 11 exons. The record is from RefSeq and is a predicted model, not a curated record. Gene Ontology annotation, biological process: regulation of calcium ion-dependent exocytosis; regulation of dopamine secretion; cellular response to calcium ion. Gene Ontology annotation, molecular function: clathrin binding; calcium-dependent phospholipid binding; syntaxin binding. NCBI's taxonomy places the organism in Eukaryota, Metazoa, Arthropoda, Branchiopoda, Diplostraca, Daphniidae. The coding region runs from base 1409 to 3058 and encodes 549 amino acids.
CCCUGUAGCUCUCGCCCGCUGAAGAUGGAACAAAAAAUCAAUAACGCUCUCUGAUUGAGCUGCGAGUCGAGCAGCCUGUAAUUGACGGAUAGUUUGAUUUCUUGAAAUCAUAGAGCGCGUUCGUAUAACGGUCGCUUCCCCCCACUCUCAAUCGGUUAACCCGUAAUCCGAAGCGUGACCAAGAUUUCUUUACAUGUUUGCUACACAAAAAAAAAUGUGAAAACCCCUGCAACACAUCUGAUAUGCAAUCUAAAGCGUGAAACUUAAUUCUCGCCAUUUUGCGAAAAGAUAAAUGUUCUUUUCUUUUCGUCAUCAUCGUCACUGCUUCCGUUUUUGCCGGCGCCUUAGUUGAUUGCAAAUGAUUGUUUUCGUCAGGACUGUCACACACAUUCGCUGCGAAACGAACAGACAAGAGAACGAAAGAGAUGAAGGCGAAGAAAAUAGUGUGGAGGAAUAACACAAAUAAUUUGUUGUUUUCUUGAAAAGCUUUUUAGAAAGUUUCAACCGCAAAAUGGAAGGGAUGAAAUGCUGAGGCGCGUGUACCGUCGAUAAGCGAUUUGAACCGAUCGAUUGCAGUUGGCAAACUACACGACUAUAUGUAAGUAAAAAAAAAAAAAAAAAUUGCAAUCUCAUUAAGAAUGCAGUCAUGAGGCAUCACCGAAGAAAGUUGCAUCAAAAGCUCCAGUGUAUCGUUCUUCGCGGAAACGCAAAGCAUAUACUCUUAAAUGACAUGGUUAUAGCAUUUAUUUUGAGAGAGAGAGAGGGAGCUUAUGGCUGCGCAAUAUGUUGCGUAUCUGUAGAGUCCACGUCGCAGCCGUCGAAGAAAGACGAACUCGCAACUUUUGUGAAAACUAAAGGGGGGGAAUUUGUUUGAAGUCGACGCGACUGCGUAGCGAAACCUGCGCAAACGGUCCACCUUCUCGUGAGUUGGCGUCAAGAUCCUUCCAUACCACCUACCUCCCUAUUCUUGUCCUCUUCCGCUGUAUAGCCUUCUUAUCCUCACCCCCUUCACGUAUUCCCUUAUAUACAUGGCCGACACUCCCGACGCUUUCCCCCCUUCCGACGUCACCCAACUAUUCGCCUUUGCCUGGCAUCUUCCAUCACCUUUCCCCUACUAGAACGACGGCAACCUGAUGAUCGCAACGAGCAGCCAUUCGCUACCGAACCUCGUUGCACGAUGGAUGCUUUCUUCCGAUAUUGCUUCCAUUAAAACCAAAGGGACAAAAGGGCUAAAAAUGAAGUAGGCUAGUUCAUCACUCUCAUCCGUACCCUUCUUCCAAUUUAACAACCACCGUCCAAAUUUGCAGAUUAGAAGAAAGAGAGAGAGAGAGAGAGAGAAGAAGACAAGUGAACCAGAAGUGAAACAAAAGGAGAAGGAAAUCAAGGGGAACGGGUCGUCAGCACGUAGAUGCUGAUGAUGGACGUCUACUACGCCGUCUGCCGGUUGUGUUGCUGUUGCCCUAACAACGAUGACCGCGUCCAGCAAGAAUGGCGCCAACAGAAAAAAGAUAUCGAAUACGUUCUGCAUCAAAAAGAUAUCAACGCAUCGUCGCAAUCCGGGGGCCCAAACCUAUCGGCGUCUCUUCAUCCGAACAGCGUCGGAACGCCCACACACAGUGCCAAAUCUGCAGAAGGAGCGACAGCCGUUGGAGCCAGCGCCAUUUCUAGUGGUGGAGGUCACGGCGAAGAAGAGAGUCACCUCUUGAAAGAAGUGCGCAGCAGCAGCCUCAAAACUGAAAUGUACCGACAAAUUUGGCAGAGACGCGUCCUCUGGUUUGGACAGACUUUACCUUCGUUCGAAAGUCGGAGUACCAUCGAAUUUUGGAGCGGAUGGGCCAACCGGCCAUCGGGUCAACAACCAGCUUCCGGCGGCAAAUCCAAUCAUACACCCACGACAACGCCCACCAGUUCAACAGCUAGACGCAAAAAAUAUCAUUUGACACCAGAAGUGUCUGUAGAAAGUCUGCAGCCGGAAUUGUACGCCCAGACGUCGGUCGAGUCGAUGGAAGGUGCGUCAAUGGACGCUGGACUAUGUGGAUACGGUGACGUUGACCUCCAUUUCGACGGACCUAUGGAGACGACGCCCUUGGGACAGAUCCAUUUUUCGCUCAUUUACGACGAUCAUAAAAAAACGCUGCUAGUCAAAAUAGUUGAAGCUUGUCACCUGCCGCCACCCAAACACACCGCCUCCCUUUCGGCGAGAGACACUGGCCAACACGAGCCGAAUCAACAGGGCCAGCAGCAACAAGAGCCGCCAUCGUCCCACACUGCCGUUCGCCACCGCAAAGAUCCGCCUCAUUCGAAUCCAUAUGUGCGUGUGUACUUAUUACCGGAUCAGCGGGAUGGUCGUCAGACGCCGGUGCAACGUAAAACACAAAAUCCAGUGUUCAAUCAAGGUUUCACUUACGAACUUGGCCAUCGAGAAGUGCUGAAGCGAACACUGAUGCUCAAAGUUCAGGAUCUGAAUCGAUCGACCCAUCGGCACCACGUCAUUGGCCAAGUUCUCCUGCCUCUUUCCGAUCUCAACCUUAUCAAAGGCGUUCACAUCUGGAAAAGGAUUCGACCGACAGAUCACGACUCGCAUUCUCCCGAAUUAGGUGAAAUACUUGUCUCACUGACGUACCUCCCGUCUGCCCGUAGACUGAACUUGGACUUGUUACGAGGAAAACAACUUCUUCAAACCAAUAUCGGAGGCUCUGUUCCAUACGUCAGGGUCUCAUUGGUGGUUGCUGGAAAACAUAUCAAGACAAAGAAAUCGUCUCGCAAGAGAAACACAAUCGAUCCGGUCUGGGGCGAAACAAUAAGCUUUAAUGUUGCAGCCGUCGAGUUGCCUGAAUCGAGUCUAGUCGUCAGCGUUUGGGAUUUCAAUGGUGGUAUAACCAAAGAUGAUUUUAUCGGCAGGAUUGUUCUAUCAUCCAAAGAACCAUCAGGCGAGGAGGAGAUGAGCCACUGGAAUUGCAUCUUGAACGAUGAUCGAAGUUCGACUGCAUAUUGGCAUACACUCCGUUCAAGAGAAGAAUGCGAUCAGGUUUCUGCAGCUUCAGUGGCCAUCUGUUGAACUCGAAUGCAAAAAUGAAAGUAAUAAUAGUUUGGAGGAAUUUUUGAACAAAACAAAACAAAGAGAUUCCUUACAAGCGGACGUCAUUGCUGUAAUCACGCUUCACGCCGUAAAUAGCAAUUGACGUCAGCAAUGCGUUCACUACCGCAACGUUCAAUCUCUUUCUUGACCACGCGGACGUCAGUCCUUCCCUUUUGCUUCCUCUAUAUCAGCACACAAAAUAUGCUCCCCAUAUGUUUUGAAGAUUUUGCAUGCGGUAUGUAGUACGUACUGUACACCCAAUAAGUGGUUCAAGAGUACCAAGUUCGCCUAUGUAUUACCCGUAGACAAAUAUCCUUUGUAUGUUCAUAUCGUCACACCACAGUCAUUUUUGUAUAAUAACACAUACAAAUGUAGAUUAUAUAUGCGUUAUAUUCAUAUGUGUAUACAUAUCUCUAUGUACGGCCAAAAAAUUAUACAGAACGUCUUAAUUUAA